AUAUUCAGCAGCAUUUGUGCGGUGCGCGAACCUGAUUGAUGUUAAUGGAUGUACCGAGCACAAAUACUUGGCUAAAUAGAUAACUUUCGACCAAAGUAAUUUCCCUACACUUAUUUCAAAACUCAGAGGUUCUUUUCAGUAGAAUAAAAAACAAUGCAACUAGAAAAAUUGCUGCAUGCAACCAAUGCCAUUCCUUUUAUUGUAACUGCAAAAUUAACUGUGUACGUUGUUUACGUUUCUUUGCGAAACGCAUGUGCGUGAAUGUCAACAAUAUAUUUUAAAACUAGAACGUAAAACAUUUUUGAAUAGGUGUUUUUUUUCCUCCUGCUUCCAAAAUGAAAACCAAAAAGAAGAUUAAGAAAUCAAAAGUUCAUCUCGUGUUUGAUGAAAAGGACAGAGUGAAUUUUUUGACUGGUUUUGCAAAAAGAAAAAUGGAACGAAAGAUGAAAGCGAAGCAAAAACUAGAAUCACGCCUUAAAGAGGAGAAGAAGAGGAUUAUGCAAAGUCAAAAGGAAGCUUUGCGGGAAGCAAUAAUGAAUCAGCGAGGAGUUCCAGAAAUUGAGCAUUUGUUGAACCCUGUAACAUAUGACCUUCCCAAUCAUACUGUUACAAUCAGUGAAAUAGAAACUCAAACUGUAAUGCCUUUGAUUUCAACUUCCAAAGCCACAUCAGAAGAAUUGCCAACUGUUCCAAAAACAAAGAAAAAAGUUGAUGAAGUUGAGAAAAUACGAAAGCUUAUUAAAGACUUGAAGACCAAAAGAAUCAAUGCCCUGAAAAAAAGCUCAACACAAUUCUCUGUCAAAAUGCUUCAGAAAAAAAAGGACAGAAUAAAAGCUAAAAGGAUGAGAAAACAAAUGGAAAAGAGUUUAAAAGGUGCUAAAAAGAAGCAUAAAAAGAAAGAAAAGUAACUGUAAAUAAAUAAUUUUAAAUAAAUAUCUAUUUGUUUCUUGUAA
This is a messenger RNA of Uloborus diversus, 953 nucleotides long. RefSeq names its product nucleolar protein 12-like (gene vito). The transcript is spliced from 6 exons. Gene Ontology annotation, molecular function: RNA binding. Lineage: Eukaryota; Metazoa; Arthropoda; Arachnida; Araneae; Uloboridae. The record is from RefSeq and is a predicted model, not a curated record. Gene Ontology annotation, cellular component: nucleolus. The coding region runs from base 336 to 908 and encodes 190 amino acids.